CUUAUCGCACAUGUACAUGUACGUGGCGUGGCAUGCAGGCGCGAGUACCGAGUACUCAUGACGUGACUUGCAUAUUCUGAUUUUGGCUGAGAAUAUAAUAGGUUUUGUUUGUUAACCUUUAACUGGCUGAAUUGCACGUAUGCAGGUUCAUUUUUUGUAGCUGAAAGCAAAACACCCCCAAGUUCCGGGUACAUUGAACACUGCAGCCUAAAAUCAGGUCACUCAAACUUAGCUUCAAAGUGAGUUGCUGUUUUUUACUUGAACGUCACGCGUCAACCGGCAAGGCCAGCUGUUCCAAACAAUUUCGUCGACAGUUAAAAGCUUGUUGUAAGACGGAAUCUGAAUCAAUCCAUCAACGGUUUUCUGUUUCUGGUAAAACAAGGACCUAAGUGAACAAUUAGAGUUGACAGCAUGAGUCACACUCACAGCGGAGGACACCACGGAGCAAUGAACGGAACAACUAUGAUGCCCAGUAUGCAUUCUGGGAUGGAUCAUGGCGGCCACAGCGGUGUGCCAGGUAUGACCCAUCCCCCUGGUCACAACAUGGGCCACUCGAUGGUGUUCUAUUUUAGUGACAUGGUGACGAUCCUUUUCCAGGGAUGGCACGUCAACACUGUCGGAGCUCUCGUGGGCUCCUGCUUUGCUGUCUUCUUCAUGGCCAUGUUCUACGAAGGCCUGAAGGUCUUUCGGGAGACGCUGCUGCGUCGGUCAGCCGUCAACGUCCGCUUCCACAGCAUGCAGUUGUCCAAGAGCUCCGAAGCGAUGCUGACUGAGACCCACAGCGCCGGAGAGUCUCGCAUCCUCAGCGUCAGCCAUUUCAUCCAGACCCUCCUGCACAUGGUCCAGGUGACGAUCAGCUACUUCCUGAUGCUGAUCUUCAUGACCUUCAACGGCUGGCUGUGCAUCUCCGUAGUGCUGGGAGCGGGCAUGGGCUAUUUUGUCUUCGGCUGGAAGCGGGCCAUCAUCGUGGACGUGAACGAACACUGUCACUAGCGCCUUCCCCCCUCCUCUUACUGAAUAGGGACGGGCGGGAUGGUUGCCCUUUUGGAAACUCAAAGCACCUCAGAACGAAAACAGAAAAAUCUGAAUUUUUCCAAGUCCUGACACACGUCAGACACAGAGCAGGAAGUCACAUGUCCAGUGACUAGCUGUUCACGUGUCAAAAAAGCAUUCUUGUUUCAUUCGUUCAUUCUUGUGACUUCAUUUGCAUUUGGACAGCCAACUGAGUGAUUGACUUGUUAAUGUUAUUGACUUGAUCACAACAGUAGUUUUGAAUCGCAAGCUUUUUCUCCAUAUCAUUUUCUGGCAUGCAGUUCAUGUACACUACAUGAAAAGUGGGGCAGAGUUGCUGGCUUCAAUUGAUUUUAAUUUCCCUAGAGCAAGUGGAAAUUCAAGUACCAAAACACAAGAAAUUACUACAGUCAACCUCAAGAACGAUUGUUUGUAACUUAGUUUCUUGAGGUAAACAAAUUGGUACUUAAAAUGUAGCUCGGCAAAUACUGAAAAUUCUGUGAUGAGACACUUUGGUCUUGCUCCAUCAUUUCCUGGAAAGCACUGCCAAAGGCUCAGAAUUUUGGUCGCUGUCCAUUUUAUGUUAGUCGCUACAACAUUCACAAUGUGCAUGGAGGGAAAGUUAUCUUUUGUCAUCAGUGGGACCUUCAAGAUGCUUAUAGUUCUUUGAACUAACGGCAAAAGUCAUACUUUGUCAAAGCUACGUUAUUUUACUCAGUAUAAGCAGUUGCCUUGCCUGGUACGCUUUGUUCUCUGGAUUCCAUAUGUUGCACCAGACCACAUUUUCAUGCAUUCGCAAUAAGGAGGGGUUUUUUUUAGUCGAAUGCUUUGACAACUAGACGUACUGUCAUAAAUUUAUACUAUCUUGCCCUCGACAGAUAUGCAUGUGAUUCCAUGAUCAUUGUGUGAUCACUGUUUGUUUUUUUUUCCUGUGAAGUUGUCAUAAGUGACCUCGCCCGUUUACUUGCGUGGAUCUGGAACCCACGUUUUUACAAACCGAAAAAUUCUCUCUCCGGGCUGUUCUUCACUCCCCCUACCCCACCUGUUGAAAAUUUUUGUAACCCAACUCUAAAUCUGCCUCAUAUUCAUCCCAACAGCACUAACUGCAGACAUGGCUAACAGUUAAUUGAAAUAUAUUUAAAAGAAGAAGAGUGGUGAUGUAUUUGCCACCGGUGGGGAAACCAAAAAUCUAUGGUCUCUGCAGGCCUGUGGUUUACGUAAAGUGUCUGUGUAGUGCUUAGCUGAUUGUGGAUUCAACUUCUGCCCUAUCAAUGAACCAUGUACAUGUAAUUAUAUUAUCUUAUCGUCGGUAUUCGGAGAAAUCACUUUCGCAUAGUUGUUUUUAGUCAGUUUUAAGUAUGUUUUGUUUUUUUUGGUUUUUUAAUUAAUAUUUGUUGCACGUCCUGGAAAUUAUUGAAAAGCAGGGACCAAGACCACAAGAAAAACGAUUUUUCUGAUAAUUGAUCAAGACAACUCCCAGAGAACUUGGGAGUCAGUUUGCCCCUACCGUGGCGAGGCGUGAGGACAUCCGCAGUUCUGUAAUCUGGUCCUCACAUCCUGUGUAGCAGUAAUGUCCAUUGUAAGUUCAGUCUCAAAGUCCUUUCCUACGACCAGUCUCGAUUACCGGGGUGAAUGAUGACGAGGGAAUGCCUCUGUCACAGGUCAUUUAAACGGCUCGUAAGUGACUCGUGACUUGGCUUGCGACUGGCUGGCUUGUGAUGGACCUGAAGGGACCUUUGAUGGACUCUGCUGCAGUUGCUCUGGUCACAAUUAAGUCACAGUCAUCCAAUCUCAAGCCGCAAGCUUUUGAAAUAAAAAGUGACACCGGACGUCCUUCACCGCUCAUUCUAUCGGACUAUUACCUGACCUGGUGUGGUGUGAUGUCAUGAACUACAUUUACACAAUGUGCAUGUGUGCAACUCCUGUGCGCUAUAUUUGAGACAGGCUUUGAAAUGAUGAGAAUUACGUAUGGAUAUACAUGUAUUAUGAAUUCGGAAAUGCACCGAGACGCUUGCUAUGUAAUCAGAAAGAUUUAAAGCAUUAGUUUUAUUUGUGUUAUCAGGUUUGCUUUGCGGUCGAAACAAUGAGGGAAAUUGAUAUACGGAUUUUUACACCAGCCGGACUAGUUCCAUUUUUGAAUAGUUGUAGCUGUGAUUUUUUAUUUUGUAAAUGGAUUUAUAAGCUUGCUUCGUUAUGGUUUCAACAAUUGGGGAAAGUCAAGAGUGAGUUUAGUUUCAAGUGGAAGUUCUUUGUGAGGUGGGUUCAAAUUUACACCGUGAAGUCUAUGAUGGACAAAAGAGGCCUACGUGUACUUUCAAGUACAUAUUGCGGCGCACAGAGGUACUUUUCUUUUACUGUGUCCUCUUUGAUUCAUAGUACAGUAAUUGUGAGCAUGUAUUGUGUUGAUGGAUUAUUCUUAAUUGGAUUUAGGCGUGCAGUUCGAAGAGUUGUGUUUGUCAAGAUAUUCACCAAAACUGCGCAAAAAAAUCGAAUUACGUCAAUUUAAAGAAGCGUAAAAUUAAUUAAAUUUUUUAAACCGCAGAAUAUAUAUAUAUAUAUUAAACAGACCGAUAAAUGGGUUAGCAUUCGUAAAAGCGACCCAGAAGAAACUUUAACAAAUUACAUUCAUUACAUAUAUUACAUUCAAUUGUGCCUGAACAGUUGUCAUUCAUGAAAAACAAUGCAAACGACUCCGGUGUUGGAUGUGUUGAAUGUAUUCAACACAGUGCCCGGAGUGACUUUUGAAUAAUUAGAUAUAUGCCUACUCCAUGAGACCAAUUCUAUUUUUCCCUGUUUCUGAUCGGAAGUUAGACAUUGCUUUAAGCUUGGUUAGUUUAGGGUUUUUGUGAAGAUGUCUCGGAAAUUAUCGUAGUAGAAAUUGACAAAGCAAUGAAUAAAAAGGCCCUUUGUAUCAAAAACUGUGAAAAGA
Molecule: messenger RNA, 3940 nt
Organism: Acanthaster planci (crown-of-thorns starfish)
Lineage: Eukaryota; Metazoa; Echinodermata; Asteroidea; Valvatida; Acanthasteridae
Gene: slc31a1
Product: solute carrier family 31 member 1
Biological process (GO): copper ion transmembrane transport
Cellular component (GO): membrane
Molecular function (GO): copper ion transmembrane transporter activity
Source: RefSeq, a predicted model, not a curated record